Molecule: messenger RNA, 1011 nt
Organism: Linum tenue
Lineage: Eukaryota; Viridiplantae; Streptophyta; Magnoliopsida; Malpighiales; Linaceae
Source: the annotation of a GenBank genome assembly
CGGACAGAGUAAGCUGCAGCCCCAAACCCUAGAUAUCACCAUAGAACAGACGCCACGAAACUCCAGUGGUAAACCCUAACCAUUCGCUCCGAGAGUAGGAUAAUGACUCAAAAGGCUGGCCUCUUCAAAGGCCAACAGAAGAAGAAAACCAUUCCUCCCAGCCGCCAUGGCAAGGCUCCAAAGAAUCGCAAAGGGUUUUUUCUUCCGCAGGAAAGAGAGUUGUGAAGCCGUCAAAGAUGACGUCGGAGAUGGAUGCGGACAGAGAGCUGACCAAGUUCAUUAACCGCUGUAAUGAGGUGAAAGCAGCAACCAUGGCAAACAAAGAAGGUGGUCAGCUCAGUGUUGUCAAGGCAGAAGCCUCUAACUCCGGGAACAAGGAAUAGUUGGGUGGUGAAAUGAGGCUCCAGGAAGGACUUGUUUGGUGAUACAUACCAUCUUGAAAGGUGGAAUAUAUUGUACCGUCUUUGAAUCUGAGUACGUAAUUCGUAGAUUUAGUCUAUCUGACUCUGCCCUUUUGCGAUAUCUUUCCAAGCUUUUGGGGUUUCCAGUCAUAGCGUCUUUAGGACUUGAUUUUCUUUCUGAAACAUAGGGACUUCGGAAGCUCGACAGAAAAUUACCUACUAAACCAGGAACAAGCUUAGAAAGGAUUGAAACAUUAGUAGAAAUGAACUUUUUCGUCUACACAUCACAUCACAUCCUUGAAGUUCAAGUUGACUUGAAUGAUUGAAUGGAAUACAUAUGAUUUGAGCCUGUUACUUGAACCCUUCUAUGUUCCUAUCUUUUCAACGUUGGACUAGAAAUACAGGGAUGAACAAUGUGGAUGAAUCAUAGUAUCAAGGUCCCUUCUUCUGGGAGAAUUCUAUUUAGCUAAUCAAAGACAACAGCUUCAUCUGAAGUAUGUUGCUCCUUCCUCUGCAUGUUGUAGUCUCAUCUUCAAACUCUAGGCACAUGUUUUUGUGUUUGUUCCUCUUGCCUAUUGAAUUUAUUCAAUAUAUGAUGCAGUUCCUCUCA